Messenger RNA from Linepithema humile (Argentine ant), 1911 nucleotides. NCBI's taxonomy places the organism in Eukaryota, Metazoa, Arthropoda, Insecta, Hymenoptera, Formicidae. The record is from RefSeq and is a predicted model, not a curated record.
UCCCAGAUUUUUGUGCAAGACGCAACUUGAUUAUAUUGCUUUUUACAUCUUAUAAUAACAUUUUACAUCUUAUAAUCUCUUAUAAGCAAUUGUUGCAAACGAUUCAUAUUCAAUACGCAAGAAUGGAAUUUGUUAAAAAUAGUCUCGGCAAAUAUUAUCCCAACAUGUCUGAACUCGAAUUACAGUUAUAUGAUAUUUGUGGCGACGACAGAAAUCUUGACGGAAUUGCCCGAGACAUGAUUGAAGAAAUAAUCAACCAACACAACAACUACAUUCAAAGCACUCUGCUUAGUGCGCUUGUGGACACAAACAAAAUUAAAAAAUUCAAUGAUUUCUGCAACGAAGAUAUUUUCAUCAAAGAAUUUCCCAUCACUAAUUUUAUAUAUUCACUCUAUAAUCUUUCUGACUCAAAAGAUCUAUUUAUUAAUACUCCUACAAUUGAGACGUUCAGUAUCAAAAAGUAUUAUCUGCCGAUCUUUAUUAUUCUGGGUCUUUUGGGCAACUGUUUGUCAGCUAUUGUGUUUUUUCGUAAAAAGAUGCGUUCCUUCUCGUCCAGCAUCUACUUGGGCGUGCUAGCGAUAAGCGAUAUGAACUUAUCGCUGAUGAUAUUUAUACAAUGGUUCAGAAUAAUGGAAAUAUUAGAAGUACAUAAUUUGCAUUGGUUAAAUUACUCUAAGAAUUUCUUGAUUUAUUUUUUAAAAUUCUUGAGUGUGUGGCUUAUAAUAGCCUUUAUCAUCGAACGAUAUAUAGUGACGAAAUAUCCGCUUCUACGUCAAUCCUGGUGCACUGUUAAACGAGCAAAAAUCGUAGUGAUCACGCUGAUAGGACUAACGAUUUUGUACAGCCUCUUAUAUGUUUUCCUCGAGAGUACAUUAAUGAAUACGAAAGACCAAGAUAUACAGAUCUUGCAUUUAUUCAAACAUGUAUCAUCAGAGUUUAUGAAAAAAGAUUAUUCAGACAUUUAUGUGAUGGCUAAUGCUAUUAUAAUGUUUACCCUACCUGCACUUAUGAUAAUAAUUUUCAAUACUCUGAUAGGAUGGCAAAUUUACCAACAAAAUUGUGUCAAUAAAACCUUUAUUUCAACAUCCGGUACUUCCAGUGAGAGGACUCAGAUUUCUGAAAAUAAAAUGUCUGAUUGUGAGAAUAAGAUCACAAAAAUGCUUAUUCUUGUUUCGAGCAUGUUUGUAAUCUUGAAAUUACCUGCACAUUACAUUUUUUACAUUAAUUACUUUCCCGAAUAUGUCAAUGUGUCAGUUAUGUAUAUGACAUCCGAUUUAUUAGACACAGCACAUUACGGUAUAAAUUUUGUUCUCUACUGCGCAACGGGACGAACUUUUCGUAAAGAACUAAUCCGCAUAUUUACGAAACGUACAAAUAUAAGAAAGAAGAGAAAUAUCAUGGAGAUGGACAGUUAUAACUUGCAAAUUUACGUUCAAUCGCACUUCAAACAAAACAAUGUAUUUGUUAACAACGCACAAUUGAAAGUUUCUCAAAAGAAGUUAACACUCCUGAUAUACACAAGAGAUUAUAAUAUACAUUAUAACUUCAUAAAAAUCACAAAUCUAUACUAGCCAAUGUAUUGAUAUAUAAGCACAUGUCUUUUCAUUUUACUUACUGCGUGUGUACAUGUAUUUUAUCCUAUAUAAUUAACGCUUUUAAGCAUGCUUGUAAUUUUUAUUUGUCACAUGUAUAUAUUGCUUCCUAUUAUGUGACCAUUUUUCAUCGAUAUACUUAAUUAACAAUAUAAAUUGAAUUUGUAUCUGGUGUUGAAAAUAGUUGUUAAAACGAGAGAGCAUACAUUAACCACUUAUUGUUAGAUUACGCCAGUAAUGUUUGUUCCAAUAUAAAACAAAUAUCAGUAUUAUAAUUUCCCCAAAAUAGUAAUACGAUAAUUUUGCAAACACAUGUAUU